AUGAGAAUCUGUAUUGAUUCUACACAUGGAAUUUCUGCUUAUGGAUUUGAACUUGUAACAUUGCUUGUCGUUGAUAAGUAUGAAGAGGGCAUACCAGUUGCUUUCUUAAUAUCAUCAACAGUAUCAGAAAAAAUUUUGGUAAACUUUUUUAACUGCAUCAAAAAGAUCAUUGAUAUCAAGCCAAAGGUUUUCAUGAGCGAUGAUGCUCCCAUGUUCUAUAAUGCAUGGGAGCAUACAUUUGGUUCUUGCCAAAAAUUAUUAUGUGCUUGGCAUGUGGACAGAGCAUGGAAAGGUCAUUUGAAUUCUGUGCCAAAACAUAAAAGACAAGCAGUGUACAAAACUUUAAAAACUUUAAUGUAUGAAUUAGAUGAAGAAAUGUUCAACAAAAUGUUAGAAACAUUUUCUGAGCAACUAUGUGAAGAUGAAGAGACACGCGAGAAUUCCAUAAAUAUUUUAUGA
Molecule: messenger RNA, 459 nt
Organism: Stegodyphus dumicola
Lineage: Eukaryota; Metazoa; Arthropoda; Arachnida; Araneae; Eresidae
Source: RefSeq, a predicted model, not a curated record